GGCGGCCUGGGCGCGGAGCCGAGCGCCGGAGCUCAGCGCCCAGCAGAACCUAGAGGAGCGCACCCCGCGGCCCCGAUGGAGCGGUACAAAGCCCUGGAGCAGCUGCUGACGGAGCUGGACAACUUCCUCAGGAUCCUCGACCAGGAGAACCUGAGCAGCACGGCCGUGGUGAAGAAGAGCUGCCUGGCCGAGCUCCUCCGGCUGUAUACCAAGAGCAGCAGUUCUGAUGAGGAGUACAUUUACAUGAACAAAGUGACGGUCAACAAGCAGCAGAAUGCUGAGUCUCAAGACCAAGCACCCGAGGGACAAGGUCCGCUGACCAAUGGGGAGCCUGGCCAGCACUCCUCAGCACCUCAGAAGAGCCUUCCUGACCUCCCGCCACCCAAAAUCAUUCCAGAACGGAAACAGCUCACCAUCCCAAAGAUUGAGUCUCCGGAAGGUUACUAUGAAGAAGCUGAGCCAUAUGACACAUCCCUCAAUGAGGACGGAGAGGCCGUGAGCAGCUCCUACGAGUCCUACGACGAGGACGAAAACAGCAAGAGCAAGUCGGCCCCCUACCAGUGGCCCUCACCUGAGGCCAGCAUCGAGCUGAUGCGCGACGCCCGCAUCUGUGCCUUCCUGUGGCGCAAGAAGUGGCUGGGGCAGUGGGCCAAGCAGCUCUGCGUCAUCAGGGACACCAGACUCCUGUGCUACAAAUCCUCCAAGGAUCACAGCCCUCAGCUGGAUGUGAACCUGCUGGGCAGCAGCGUCAUUCACAAGGAGAAGCACGUGCGGAAGAAGGAGCACAAGCUGAAGAUCACGCCAAUGAACGCCGAUGUGAUCGUGCUGGGCCUGCAGAGCAAGGACCAAGCUGAGCAGUGGCUCCGGGUCAUCCAGGAGGUCAGCGGCCUGCCCUGCGAAAGCAUGUUUGAAGGAAACCAGUACACCUCAGAUGCCCAGCGGCCUAACUGUCAGAAACCAGAUAUAGCUGAGAAGUACCUGUCUGCUUCGGAGUUUGGGAGCUCUGUGGAUGGCCACCCUGAGGCCCCAGAGGCCAAAGACGUCAAAAAGAAAUGUUCUGCCGGUCUCAAACUGAGCAACCUAAUGAACCUGGGCAGGAAGAAAUCCACCUCGCUGGAGCCUCCAGACAGGUCCCUCGAGACCUCCAGCUACCUGAACGUGCUGGUGAACAGCCAGUGGAAGUCCCGUUGGUGCUCCGUCAGGGACAGUCACCUGCACUUCUACCAGGACCGGAACCGGAGCAGGGUGGCCCAGCAGCCCCUCAGCCUGGUGGGCUGCGAGGUGGUCCCAGACCCGAGCCCCGACCACCUCUAUUCCUUCCGCAUUCUCCACAACGGCGAGGAGCUGGCCAAGCUCGAGGCUAAGACCUCCGAGGAAAUGGGCCACUGGCUCGGCCUCCUGCUCUCUGAGUCAGGCUCUAAGACGGACCCGGAAGAGUUCACCUAUGACUACGUGGAUGCCGAUAGGGUUUCCUGUAUUGUGAGUGCGGCCAAAAACUCUCUCUUGCUGAUGCAGAGAAAGUUCUCAGAGCCAAACACGUACAUCGAUGGCCUACCCCGCCAGGGUCGCCAGGAGGAUCUGUAUGAUGACGUGGAAGUGUCAGAGCUGACAGCAGCGAUGGAGCUCACCGAGGAAGCCGCCCCUGCCACAGAGACUCUGAGCAAGAGCGAGCUCAGCCGUGUCUACCUGGACCUCACGCCCGUCAAGUCCUUCCUACAUAGCCCCAGCGGGGCCCAGGCCCAGGCUACCUCCCCAUUAUCAUCCUCCCUGGAUAAUCCAACCGAGGCCUUCCCUGCAGACCCGGGCCCAGGUCCUGCCCUGGAAGAACCCUGCAUAAAGUCUCCAGAGUGCCUGGAGCAGCAGGUACAGGACGUCCCCCAGCAGCAGGUGGAGAGUCCAGAGUCUGAGGAACAGUCACUGAAAGUCGCCACCAUUAAAAUCCAGACAGAACAGCAGAAAAUCUCCUUCCCACCAAGCUGCUCCGACACUGUGGUUGUGACCCCAGCGGGCACCAGCCCCCCUGUGAAGGACAGGCUGAAGGCCACCUCUGCAGAGAUCAAACUGGGCAAGAAUCGGACGGAAGCCGAGGUGAAGAGGUACACAGAGGAGAAGGAGAGGCUCGAGAAGAAGAAGGAGGAAAUCCGGGGGCACCUGGCUCAGCUCCGCAAGGAGAAACGCGAGCUGAAAGAGACCCUGUUAAAAUGUACAGACAAGGGAGUCCUGGCCAGCCUCGAGCAGAAGCUGAAGGAGAUUGACGAGGAGUGCCGGAUCGAGGAGAGCAGGCGUGUGGACCUUGAGCUUAACAUCAUGGAGGUGAAGGACAACCUGAAGAAGGCUGAGGCGGGGCCUGUGACACUGGGCACCACUGUGGACACCUCCCACUUGGAGAAUGUGAGCCCCCGCCCCAAAGCUGCCACCCCCAUCCCCACCCCUGACUGCACCCCAGUCAACUCUGCAACCGCACUGAAGAACAGGCCUCUUUCGGUCAUGGUCACAGGCAAAGGCACCGUUCUCCAGAAAGCCAAGGAAUGGGAGAAGAAAGGAACAAGUUAGAAAACAAGCUUCAUCCCAAGAUUCUCACAUCAGUACGGACCUUGGUGACAAUCCUCCUUUGUUCGAGUCUUCACUAAAGCAGCAAGUCUGAAAGAGCAGGACUGCUUAGAAGAUACAGGAAGGACCGGGGUACUAUGAACGGACAGCUGAAACUAAGAGGACAUACAGUCCCUCUUAGAGCCGAAGGAAAUAAUACAACAGAAAAAAGAAGGCUUCUUUAGAGACCUAAGUCUAUUUGACAUUAAAAAAAGACAUUGUAUUUAGGGAUGUUCUGUGUGUGUGUGUGUGUGUGUGUGUGUGUGUGUGCGCGCAUGAGCGUGUGUGCGUGCGUGUGUAUUUUAAGUUUUCAUCAAUUGCUUUAUCAAGAUUUCUAAGUAGUGAAAAGCUUCCAACUUAGGUGGAAGAAAAAUCUAGGUAGCAGGGCCCUGUCUCACUGGUCACGUGGGUUUGGUGACUAAAAAGACCUAAACUGCUGACCAUCAUCUCUUAUCCAAUACUUACCAGUGUCGGGGCUUAAACCGUCCUUGCCUCCAAUAUUAGCAGGCCCAGUGCAGUAUUCAGUGUUUUUAAACAGCAUGGACACAAAAUGUAUAACACUAUGAAAUGAAUUUUGAGCAACAGUGAUGGGGAAAAUACUUGAGACCAAGCGGAGGCACUGACCCUUCUAAGGUAAAGGCAUUUUUCUAGCCCAAGGCAGGUCCAAAUCAAUUGCCAUUAAAUAAAAUCAGAAGUGAUGCUGUAUCAUAUCGGAACACAAUAUUUAAAAUCCUAGGAUUUAGAACAAUGAAUAUUGUGUUUUGAGAUUUAACUUUGUUUUUUGUUUUCUUUUUGUUUUUUUUACAUUACCAUAGAACAAAAUUAUCCUGUGUUUACAGAGUCAAUCCUGUGGUCAGGCCAUUUUUAAGAGAAGAAAUAUUUAAUAUAAUACUCUCUAAGUCCUUGUUUUUAAGUUCUGUUUAAUGCCCAGUCCCCUGCCAAGAAAAAAAGUGGUGACUUUUGCUUAAGGUGGUCUCCCUCUUC
Messenger RNA from Tupaia belangeri chinensis (Chinese tree shrew), 3573 nucleotides. RefSeq names its product actin filament associated protein 1 like 2 (gene AFAP1L2). The transcript is spliced from 19 exons. Gene Ontology annotation, molecular function: SH3 domain binding; SH2 domain binding. The coding region runs from base 76 to 2553 and encodes 825 amino acids. NCBI's taxonomy places the organism in Eukaryota, Metazoa, Chordata, Mammalia, Scandentia, Tupaiidae. Gene Ontology annotation, cellular component: cytosol. Gene Ontology annotation, biological process: inflammatory response; positive regulation of DNA-templated transcription; positive regulation of interleukin-8 production. The record is from RefSeq and is a predicted model, not a curated record.